Eleginops maclovinus (Patagonian blennie) is the source of this 2911-nucleotide messenger RNA. RefSeq names its product toll-like receptor 13. The coding region runs from base 23 to 2911 and encodes 962 amino acids. The record is from RefSeq and is a predicted model, not a curated record. Gene Ontology annotation, cellular component: plasma membrane. Gene Ontology annotation, biological process: immune response; inflammatory response; toll-like receptor signaling pathway. Lineage: Eukaryota; Metazoa; Chordata; Actinopteri; Perciformes; Eleginopidae. Gene Ontology annotation, molecular function: protein binding; transmembrane signaling receptor activity. The transcript is spliced from 5 exons.
GUCUCUGUGAUCAGACUGCGAGAUGCGAUGCUCUAAAGAGGAAUGGUUUGGACUCUUAAAUACCAUGACUGGCAACACAUGUCAACCUGGCAGUGUAUCAACAAACAAACCUGCCAUGGGAGGUUUGUCUUUAAUGCAGAGACUUCUUGUCUUACUUCUGUUACUCCUGGUACACAUUAGCCCUUCACUAGCCUAUUCGCUGAAUAACUGUUCCAGGGAAUAUUCUGAGAAUGCCUUGGCAGAUGUUGUUUUGGAUUGCUCAUUCCGUAAACUUGUUUCUAUCCCUGAUGACAUUCCCAGUCAUGUGAGUUCACUGAACACUUUGUUCCUGAGCUCCAAUCUUAUCACCCAGGUGGAGGACGAAUCUUUCAUCCAUUUGUGUGCAUUGACCCAGCUCUACAUGGACCAUAACAAACUGACCAUCCUGACAGACAAGGUCUUCCAGGGACUGUCCAACCUCACCAUGCUUGACCUCAGUGAAAACAACAUCCAGUUUAUUCAUACCUCUGCCUUUCAGUUUCUGUCCAGCUUACAAACCGUUAGGCUAGACAGCAACAAACUCCAACACGUCUCUGACCUGCUUCCCAUCCUCCUGCUACCAAACAUACAGAAGCUGAGCAUUCAAGAUAAUCAAUUUUCCUCCUUUGAGACCAAAGAUCUUCCAUUGAAUGUGUCCUCAAGUCUGAAGAUGUUAGAUGUGUCUAAUAGCAAGUUGGAAAAGUUCAGCAUCACAACAGAGAUCUUUCCUUACCUUGAGACGAUAGACCUCUCCGGGAGCGGCAUAGAUCCUGGUCUGAAAUGGGCUGUACCUGACAAGACCUUACUGAGGAACAUAACCCAACUGUAUUUAAAGGACCCUUUGAUUGCCUUUGAAGAUUUACGAAAAGUCCUGCAGAGUCUUGACUCACUGAUGCAUCUUAGACUUAAUUAUAUGAAGGAGUGGAUCCACAAAGGUAUUUUAGCUACAGUUUGCAAAAUACCAACACUCACAAAGCUAGAUCUGUAUUACAACCACGUUCCAAAUUUAAGUUCACAACUUGUAGAUUGCCACCAACUCAGUGAGCUUGAUCUGUCUAAUACUAACAUGAGGGAGCUGUCAAAGGGCAAGAUACAAUUUAUGAGGCAACUGAGGGUUUUAACUGUACAGACAAACCUCCUUACCAAAGUGCCUGAUGAUAUUCAGAGCCUCUCGUCCCUUAAAAUCCUCAAUCUUGGAGACAAUUGUAUUUGUGACUUAAGCUGUAAGGCUUUCAUAAACACAACAGGCCUCACAGAGCUUUAUUUGGAUUCCAACCACAUUGCCAAAUUGGACAGAUGUGUCUUUGAAAAUCUUAAUGAACUGAAUAUUUUAGAUCUGAGUAACAACCUGCUGUGGACAUUGGGAGGUGUCUUUAAAAGAGGCCUGCAGAAACUCGAGUUCUUGGAUUUGAGCAGUAACAAUUUGAUUAUUCUUGAAAAUGGGGAUUUUCAAGGUUUAGGGUCCUUAAAAUGUUUAAAUGUAGUGUCGAAUCAUAUUGGUAGGGUGAAACGUAGGACUUUUCUCGGACUGAACAACUUAAGAAACCUUACUGUAUCUCUUCCUCUUGAGUAUGAAACUCAUUUCAGAGGAACAGGGCAGUUGGAACAUCUUACAAUCUACUUCUUUACCGACAGCACAUCCAAAAGUCCUCUUCGAAGCCAUCAGGACGCCUUCUUCCAAUUUAAAUGUUUGAAAGUUCUUACUAUAAAAUGCGAAGGUUAUCACUCUGGCCCCCCCCUUGACAUACCAUUGAAAAUGCUCCAGGCUAUGAAACAUUUAGAGGAAUUUACAUCUGAGAACGUCUACAUCACUGCCCAUGACCCAAACACAUUUCAAUUCAACCCCCGACUUAAGAGUCUUACCAUCAUACAGACUGACUUGUCAGAUUUGAUUCCUGAACUGUUUGAGGCAAUACCAAACCUUCAGGUUCUCGAUCUCUCUGAGAGUAAGAUCAAGUCUUUGGAUUUUUUGACCCAGCUCAACAUGCCUGCACUGAGAUGUUUGAAACUGAGGGACAAUGAGAUUACAGUGAUCAACGAGACAAUCUUCCAGUCCCUCCCUGCACUCACAUACCUGGACCUGGAAAAUAACCCUUUCACAUGUGACUGCUCUAACGCCGGCUUUAUCCAAUGGGUGAAGAGCAACAACAAAACUCUGGUUGUUAAUGGCCACCAGUAUACGUGUUCCUUUCCUGCGGCUGAACAGGGAAGCAAGUUGCUGGACUUUGACAUCCAGUCCUGUUGGAUAGACUUGAGCUUCCUCUGCUUCAUUUCCAGCAGUUGCAUAACUUUGGUGACACUCCUCACAUCAUUCAUCUACCACUUUCUGAAGUGGCAGAUAGCUUACACCUUCCACCUCUUCCUGGCAUUCGUGUAUGAAAGCAGAAGGAGGAAGAAGGGAGCUCCUCAUCAUUACGACGCCUUCAUUUCCUACAACAUUCACGACGAGGCCUGGAUUUACAGAGACAUGCUGCCGGUGCUGGAAGGAGAGCAGGGCUGGAAACUGUGUCUGCACCACAGAGACUUCCAACCAGGGAAGCCGAUCAUAGAGAACAUUACAGACGCCAUCUAUGGCAGCAGGAAGACCAUUUGUGUGAUCACCAGGCGCUACCUGCAGAGCGAGUGGUGCUCCAGAGAGAUCCAGAUGGCCAGCUUCCGUCUGUUUGACGAGCAGAAGGACGUGCUGAUCCUGCUGUUUCUGGAGGACAUCCCGGCCCACCAGCUGUCUCCAUACUACCGCAUGAGAAAGCUGCUGAAGAGACGCAGCUACCUGAGCUGGCCGCAGGCCGGACAACACACCGGAGUCUUCUGGCAGAACGUGAGGAGAGCCCUGGAGGCGGGGGACGCUGCCACCGAGACCACCAAGCAGCCCACUGGACCAGCAGCACGCUGA